GCCGUUGUCUCAAUUCACCAGGACAGUCAGCAUCUCGUGGCUACCUUUUUCCGGAUUGCGAGUGUGCAACCGCGCCAUUGCCAACUGCGAGGCUGGCAUGUCUUCAGCGCGUGUCCUACAACGAACCCCCUGGUCUGCUACGUCCCCUCGACAAUUGCCAUGUUUAGAAGCUGUAGUCUACCUCAUCCGCGUACCUGUUCUUUUCCUUUCUUUACCAACGUUUCUGUCUGUCCCUGCAUCUUCACUACUGCGUUCAAGGCACGCCUGCUUUCCAAUUAGCGACUUUCUCACGCCUUCAGCUGCUGGCCAGUCGCCAGAUUCUGUUGCAUCGCUUUCAUCGUAACGUCUCCAAUGCCUGAGCUUGCCCUCACCUGUUCGAAGAGUUGCUGAGACUGAAAUGUCCACAUGGUAGUUUGGGUGUCUUGAGCUGAAGCACAGACACUUCUCUGUGAGGCGGGACGAACGAGGCAAAAUGUCAUCUCGGGGGGGAAACAGCCUUGCCCGCUCUUCCUUUCUACGCCGUCCACACUGGAACCCACUCGCGUUCUUUCCUUCUUUCGUUGUUUCUGCCCGCUCUCGGAUAGCGGCUAAACGGUCGAGAGCAGACGUUCUUUGCACAAUGAGGAAAAACGCGUACAGGCGCUGACGUGUAGGUGUCACGGACUCCGUUUCGUUCCCGCCUUCUUAUUUCGGGUCGCGGUCUCGUCAGCGUAGCGACCAGUUUGAAAGAAAACAAAGUGUAGUUCCUCCUUUUUGCUGGUGCGGAAAUGAGUGACGAAGAGGACGACAUUGAAGAUGUGAGGGGAGAGGCCAGGGCCUUUCUCUCCCCUCGUCCGUCUUCUUCGUGGCCUUCCCGUCCCCUCUGCAGACCGCUGACAGCGCGCGCGGCGUAUCCCCCCCCUUCGCGGUUGUCUUCAUCUCCUCGCUCCUCUUUACGUUCGUUUUCUUCGUCUCCUGUGUCUGCUUCCUCCGUUUCGGGUGCAAGUGUUCCCUCUUCUUGUUCCCUCUCGGGGUGGGGGAGGCCCGACGUCCAGGUCCGGAAACCUGCCGGGGAGUCUCUGUCUCCUGCUUCCAUGGCGACGUCGCCGUCUCCAGUGGAUUCGUCUCCCGGCGUCUCAUGUUGCUCUUCUGCUGCCUCUCUACCUUCUUCCCUCCCUUCUUCUCUCUCUUCGUCUUCUGCCCAUCCCACGGACGAGGGCCGAGAAGGGACAUUUGCCCGCGAAGGAGAGUUUCUCGAGAAAAGCGAGAAGGAGCGGCGCCUCCACGCUCCUGGCCUGUCAGAGGGAGACGAGGGGCACCAAACGGAGUCGACAGCCCAGUCGCUCGGGGGGCUGUCGUCUCUGCCUCUCCUUCCUUUUUCCACAGACGCUGACUCGCAGGUCUACCCUAAAAACUCCCCGAAAGAAGACCCACCGUCCUCGGAAAAAGACCAAGCACUGGCGACUGCGGGAGCCCAUGCAGUCGAGGAGCUGCUUGCUGCAUGCAAUGGCCUUCUCUCUCAGGUGAUCGGGAGCCAGGAGGAGCGGGGGGGCGGACCUGGGUAUCUAAGUGCGUCUCUCGCGUUUCCCCACAACCACCACCAGUCGCUGGUGAAUGCCAUGAACGCCGUUUUUGAUUUCUGGCCCCUCACAGGUCAGGCGCAGCCAGAGUGUCUGACGGAAUUCUGCAGUCUGAUCUCUCGCAGCCAGGACUUGUGGACCUCGAAGAAGGCCGUCGCUCCGCAGACGCAUGCCCCUCCCAAGCCGGACAGCCGAGACGACAGAUCGCAGUCGUGCGCCUCUCUGCCGCCUUCUCGGUCGCUGAUUCUCGAACCCAGCAACGACGAAAUGGAGGACCUUUUUGCGGUGCUGACGUCUCCGAACCGGUCCCUCGAGAGGAAGAAAGCCAGCGGGAGAAACGCAGAGACAAGAGGCCAGGCGACCGCCUCGGCGGCGAACGGGUCUUCUCGGAGAGAUGCUCUGAACUCUGCAUGCAUGGACGUCGAGAGUGGAGGUGCCUCUUCUCUACUCUCGUCUCUGGCGGAUGCGCCGCCUGUAUCUCUCGGGCUUCCCGGGACCGUGACCGUGAGCAGCGGGGACGAAGCCAUCAACGAAGUUAUCCCUGACACUGCAGAGCUCGAUGACGACCUCGACUGCAGCCUCGUUCCCCCUCCGGCCUUCUGGAGCGAGAAACACGAGACCUGCCAAGAGGCAGUGCCUCUGUUUUCCCAGGAGGACCUUCCUCUCUCCCGUCGACAACCCAAUGGGUCCAAAUCCAAAGGCCCGACGCCUCGUUCCUCGAAGAAGCCGCCCCUUCGCCGAAGCCGAGAUGAUGAGUCACAAGCUCUCCUUUCUGAGGUCGACGUCGACGAAGACGAAAGCAUUGCGAGCUGGGCAACCGCAAGGCGAAGAAAAGCUCCCUCAGCUUCUCCCACUCCGGCGUCUCCGCGCGCAGAGACUGGCGGCGGCGGCGAGGGAGAAGCGGACCCGUUUCAUGUCGCUUUUCAGCGCAUGCAGAAGAUCUUUGGUCGGGGCGCUGCCCGGGAAGAACAACAGGGGAGGGACCUCGAGGACAGAAGAAGGACUACGCUCGUUUGUGGGGCGAGUGCGGAAGAACUCGUGCGAGACCUCCCAGCUCACCUUCGGAGGUGGUUUGCGAAAGACUUCCCCUUCUCUGCUCGUGUCGACCGCAUCAACAAGGAGGUGUUUGGAUACACGGACUUCAGGGGCUUGCAGCUGGGGGCAAUCAACGCUGUCAUGAGCGGCCGGGAUUGCUUCCUGGUCAUGCCGACAGGGGGCGGGAAAAGCCUGUGUUACCAGCUUCCCGCCUAUGCUCUGGGAGGCCUGACGCUCGUCAUUUCUCCGCUCCUCGCUUUGAUGGGCGACCAACUCCGUUCGCUGAAGAACCUUGGAGUCGAGGCAGCGAAGAUCGACGGCGAAAUUUCCAAAGGCGACCUCCUCGCCCUCUACGACGAACUCAGUCAGCCGUCGUUUUCGCUUCGCGUCCUCAUGGCGACGCCGGAGUUCCUCGCCCGCUCGGAGGCCUUAACGACUGUCCUGCGAAGCGUCCACGCUCGAGGCUUGCUGAGUCUCUUGGUGGUCGACGAGGCCCACUGCGUCUGCCAGUGGGGGGAAGACUUCCGCGCCGACUACCUUUCUCUGGGGAGAUUGAAGAAGACGUUUCCAGACGUCCCGCUGCUGGCUCUGACUGCCUCCGCCUCUCCCGAUGUAUUUUCGGAGGUCAAGCGCAUUCUGCGAAUCCCGAAGUCGGUCGACUUCCGCAUGUCGAUUAACCGGCCAAACUUGUUCCUGGAAGUCCGCGAGAAGUCUCGUCAGACCAUCUACGACAUCCACCGUCUGCUCUCUUCGCCGGCUCUGAGAAACGAGGCAGGAAUCAUCUACUGUCUCUCCAUCAAAGACUGCGAAGUGGUGGCAUCGCACCUCAUCUCUCUGGAUAUUCGUGCGGCUCCGUAUCAUGCCAAGAUGGCUUCUCGGAGACGGCAAGAAACUCAAGCUGCGUGGAUGGCAGGAGACAUCGCAGUGAUUGUCUCCACUGUCGCCUUCGGCCUUGGCGUCGACCGCCCCGACGUGCGUUUCGUCUUUCACCACUCCAUGCCUCCAUCCUUGGAAAGAUAUUACCAAGAAAUCGGUCGCGCUGGCCGCGACGGGUAUGCCUCGCGAUGCAUUUUGUUUUACUCGCCGGGAGACGUGCAGCGAGUCUCGAAGCUGCUGGUGCGACCCAAGCGGGGCUCGGGGGGUGAACGUGGAGAGAAGGGCAGGCUGGGCCGUCUGGAGAAGAUGGUUCACUUUUGCGAGGCGUCGGUCGAGUGCAGGCGGCAGCUGCUGUUGCAUGCGUUUGACGAAGAACUCUGCGAGACUGCGCCGACUGGCUGUGGAGGCGAACAGAGCGGGAGUGGACCAGGAGACAGGUCAGGAGCCGGAGAAGACGACGAAGAAGCAGACGGGUUGCAGACGAGAGCGAAGGCGGAAAACAGCUGGAUGAGAAAAGGGAAAAUCUGCGCACGCAGCUGCGACAACUGCUGGAAGAAAACGCACUUGACUGUCCAGUACCACGAUGUGACCGUCUACGCCCAGAAACUCGUCCUGCUUCUGCUCGCUCAAGAGAGGACCUGCGGCACGGGAUACGGCUCCGGGUUGACGCGCAAGCAGCUCUGCGACGCGGCGAGAGGCGCAGUGCGCCAGCAGCCGCUUCAGGACAAAAUGAGACACAACGAGCACCUCGGCUGCAUGAAAGGCAUUGCCACAGGCGAUAUCGAGACGCUGAUUAGGCACAUGGUGAAGGAUCGCUGGCUUGUCGAGACCGUCGUCAGCAAGAAGGGACGGUUCGCAUCCUACGUCGUUCUUAGACCCGGCGAAGCAGCACAUACACCUCUCAGGGGACCUAAGCCUCUGAUAGUGCCCAAUUUCUUGCGGCCUUCCUCCGCGCCCCGUCAGCAGUCCCCGAAGAUCUCGUCGUUGAACGUUUCUUUGAGCCGGUCGCCGGACGAAGAGACUUCGGUGAAGAACUCGGAAGAGCUAGACAGUUCUUUGUCGUGCUUGUGCACGGGGAGUUCCGAAGGCGUCGGCCCUCACCUUUCCGGCGCCUCGAAGUACAGACGAGAGCCGUCGCUGCCUCUGAGGAAGAAACAGAGGUUUGUUGUCGUUCCUGAGGUCUCUGAGAAGGACUCCACAAACAUCGGCGCGGGCCAUGCGCCUUCCGAUGCGCAUUCUGCGGCGUCGAGGGGGGAGGACCCGGACUUAGGCGGAGACCUAGACAAUCUUCUUGGUCUUCCUCUGGACUCCAGCGAAAGGAGUCCGUCCUCCCUUGCGACAGGGGAAUGCGGCAGGUUCGAAGAGAUGGGAAAUGCUCUCCGAUCGGGCUCGGCUUCUGCGAAGCGGCCAGUGUCUUUGCAGCAGCUUCUUCGAGAGGGGCGAAGAGCCGACGGGGCAGGGGGAGAUCAGGAAGGGAAGGGAGACAGCCAGAGAGAGAACGAGGGGAAUCACAUAAAUUCAACAUCUUCUUCUCUCCACUCUUCUUCGCCUUCCUGUCGCCCUCCCUCCACGGCGGCGAUGAUUUGGAAGGCCUUGUCAGCGGACGCGCCGCUGACGGAGGCUGACACCUCAGAGCAAGACGAAGCAGUUGAAGUCGAAGGAAGUUUCAGUAGAAACGCGCCUCCAGUGGCCUCCUUUGGUUCACUUGAUCUUGAGAAAGGAGGAAAGGUCAUUCCAGACGAGUGGCCAGGCUUCGAAUCGAAGCCGGGGUCGCCCCCUUCUCCUUCUUGUAAGAGUCCACCACUCUCUGGGCCAGGGGGGCAGAACGGAGCAUUCGGCCUGCAGCUGCACCAGAAGAAACGAAGGCAAACGACUUUGUCGUCUUUCGUGAGGCCGAAGAAGCUGGCUGUCGGAAGCGAAGAAGCGACGCAUGUGCAGGAACAUGCCAGACCGGAAGGAGAUGAAGAUAGAGAAAGAAUAGGUGUGGGAGAGGAGCGAAUCGUGCUCUCACCUCUAGCCGAACAGCCGGGAGCUGUUUGGACGCAUAGAGCAAAAGAGAAGGAACCCGAAGACAGCAAGGCGGAAGUGGCUGAAGCCAUUCGCCAGGCACAAAUUGAUGCCAUGAAACGAAAUGGGGUCACACGCAAACUUCCCACAAGCUGGCUCCGAAGAGCUUGAAAACAUGCAUGUAGGGAACUGUCGGUAGAGCGCGCUGGUUUUCCUCAGUCGUGUCAGAAGAAUACCGGAUCCGCUGGCACCCCUUUGUCUGGCGGUGAGUCUAUGGAACAAACCCAC
Messenger RNA from Toxoplasma gondii ME49, 5765 nucleotides. Its product is annotated as ATP-dependent DNA helicase, RecQ family protein. The coding region runs from base 768 to 5648 and encodes 1626 amino acids. Gene Ontology annotation, cellular component: chromosome; cytoplasm. Gene Ontology annotation, biological process: DNA replication; double-strand break repair via homologous recombination. The transcript has 12 exons. Gene Ontology annotation, molecular function: ATP binding; four-way junction helicase activity; 3'-5' DNA helicase activity. NCBI's taxonomy places the organism in Eukaryota, Apicomplexa, Conoidasida, Eucoccidiorida, Sarcocystidae. The record is from RefSeq and is a predicted model, not a curated record.